This is a messenger RNA of Molossus molossus (Pallas's mastiff bat), 930 nucleotides long. Its product is annotated as aquaporin-12-like. Gene Ontology annotation, cellular component: membrane; cytoplasm. Gene Ontology annotation, biological process: transmembrane transport. The record is from RefSeq and is a predicted model, not a curated record. The transcript has 3 exons. Bases 1 to 930 code for a protein of 309 amino acids. Gene Ontology annotation, molecular function: channel activity. NCBI's taxonomy places the organism in Eukaryota, Metazoa, Chordata, Mammalia, Chiroptera, Molossidae.
AUGGCCGGUCUGAACGUGUCCCUCUCGUUCUUCUUGGCCACCAUCGCCCUCUGCCAGGCGGCCAGGAGGGCGUCCAGGGCCCUGCUCCCCGCGGGCGCCUGCGUCAGCUUCGCCCUGGAGGCGGCGGGCGCGGCCCAGCUGGGGGCCUGCUGCCUGGAGCUGCGGGUGCUGGCGGAGUUGGGCCCCUGGGCCGGGGGCUUCGGGCCCGACCUGCUGCUGACCCUGCUGUUCCUGAUCUUCCUGGUGCACGGGGCCACCUUCGACGGCGCCUCGGCCAACCCCACCUGGUCCCUGCAGGAGCUGCUCCUGGCCGAGGCCUCCCUGCCCAGCACCCUGCUGAAGCUGGCGGCCCAGGGGCUGGGCAUGCAGGCGGCCCGCGGCCUGACCCGGCUCUACUGGGCCUGGGAGCUGAGCGACCUGCACGUCCUGCAGAACCUCAUGGUGGAGCACUGCAGCUCGGCCCUGCGCACCACCGUGGCCCACGGCACGCUGGUGGAGGGCGCCUGCGCCUUCCUCUUCCACCUGACCCUCCUCCGCCUGCGGCGCAGCCUUCCCGUCUGCCGGGUGCUGGCUGUGGCCCUCCUGGUCACCGGCAUGGCCUACGCAGCUGGGCCCUUCACGUCCGCCUUCUUCAACCCCGCCCUGGCCGCCUCAGUCACCUUCCACUGCCCGGGGAACACCUUCCUGGAGUAUGCCCAGGUGUACUGGCUGGGCCCUCUGGCAGGAAUGGUGCUGGCUGUCCUGCUGUUCCACGGCCGCCUUCCCCGCCUUUUCCAGAGGAAACUGCUGUACAGUCAGAAAAACAAGUACCGAACCCCCAAAGGGAAGCUGGCCCCAGGACCUGAAGACACCCAGAUACCCACAGAGAGGAACAGAGGCCAGGAACCUGGGCGGAGGCGGGUGGGACAGCAGCUGCCAGGUGCCCUGUGA